AUGUCGCUGCCCUCCGUCUACCAGCACAAGUUCGCCGAGAAGCUGACGAUCCUCAACGACCGGGGCCGCGGCGUCCUCGUCCGCAUCUACAACAUCAAGAAGACCUGCGGCGACCCGCGGACGCGGCCGCCGCCGCUGGGUGACAAAGCGCUGGAGCCCUGCGCCCGCUUCGUGCACAAGAAGUUCCCCCAGCUGGACGUGCGCGGCAGCACGCAGCACCUGGGCCCGGUGCACAAGGACAAGGGGGACAUUGCCCGGGCGCUGGGGCCCUUCUACCACUCCUUCGUGGACGUGCUGGAGUUCAGGGACCACGUCUAUGAGCUGCUGAACACCAUUGACGCCAGCCAGUGCUUCUUCGACAUCAAUGUCAACUACGACUUCACCAAGAGCUACCUGGACCUGGUUGUCACCUACGUGUCCCUCGUCCUGCUGCUGGCCCGCACUGAGGACCGCCGGGUGCUCAUCGGCAUGUACCACUGCGCCCACGAGAUGAUCCACGGCACCAGUGACCCCAGCUUUGCCCGCUUGGGCCAGAUGGUGCUGGAGUACGACCACCCGCUCAAGAAGCUGGUGGAGGAGUUCGGGCCGCACACCAAGGCUGUCACCAGCGCCCUCCUGUCCCUGCACUUCCUCUUCGCCCGGAGGAACCAGGCGGCCGAGCAGUGGCGCAACGACCAGCUCCUGAGCCUGCUCAGCACCGCCGGCACCAUGCUGAGCCCCGCCAGCUCCGACACCAUGGCCUGCGAGUACCUGUCCCUGGAGGUGAUGGAGCGCUGGAUCGUCCUGGGCUUCCUGGUGUGCCCGGGGGCGCUGGGGACGUCGCCGCAGUGCCUGGAGCUGUGGCGGUUGGCGCUGCAGGGCUCCCUGCACGUCACCCUCGUGCGCGACGAGGCCCUGGCCGUGCACAAGGUCACCGAGGAGCUGCUGGGCGGCCUCAAGGGCUACGGGAAGCGGGUGACCGACCUCAAGGAGUGCAAGGAGCACGCCGUGGCGCACAGCGGGGCCCUGCACCGCGGCCGCCGGGCCUUCCUGCGCGGGGCCCUGCGCGAGCUCGAGGCGCUGCUGGCCGACCAGCCCGGGCUGCUGGGGCCCAAGGCCCUCUUCGCGUUCAUGGCGCUCUCCUUCUGCCGGGACGAGGUGAGCUGGCUGGUGCGGCACGCCGAGCACGUCACCAAGACCAAGACGCCUGAGGACUUCACCGACAGCCACGUGGCCGAGCUGCUGUUCCUCAUGGAGCAGCUGCGGGCCCUGGUGCGCCGGCAGGCCGGGGUGCUCCAGCGCUACCACGUGCAGUACCUGGCCCGCUUCGACGCCCUGGUCCUCAGCGAAGUCAUCCAGAACCUCUCCGUGUGCCCCGAGGAGGAGUCCAUCAUCCUGUCAUCCUUCGUCAGCUCCCUCUCCGCGCUCUCCCUCAAGCAAGUGGAGGACAAGGAGCCGUUCGACUUCACGCCGCUCCGCCUGGACUGGUUCCGGCUGCAGGCCUACACCAGCGUGGCCAAGGCGUCCCUGCCGCUGGCCACCAACCCCGACGUGGGCCGCGUGAUGAACCUCAUCGUCUUCCACACCAAACUGCUCGACUCCCUCGAGGACCUGCUGGCUGAGACCUCGGACCUCUCCGACUUGUGUUUCUACCCUCGUCCCGUGGAGAAGAUGUUCUUGGCCACGAUGGAGGAGCCCUCGAUGCUGCGCUACAGCAUCGCCUUCCCUCUGCUCUGCAGCCACUUCUCCCGCUGCAACCACGCCAUGUGUCCGGAGGAGUAUCCCCACCUGAAGGCGACAGCGCUGGGGCUGUGCAACAAGUUCCUGGAGGAGAUGGCCCGGCAGGCCAGCGCCUGUGUCAUGGAUGCCUGCGCCGAGCAACACAACCUCAGCGAGCAGCUGCUGCCCAAGCACUGUGCCUCCACCGUCAGCAAGGCCCGCAACAAGAAGGCCUCAAAGCAACUGUCCAAGAAAGGGGAACCUGAGAGGGACAAGCCGGGGACCGAGAGCCAGAGGAAGGACCGGACCCUGACCACCAACAUGGACAAGCUGCACCUGACGCUGGCCGAGCUGUCCCUGAGCCUCAACCAUGUGCCCAACUUCACUGUCUUUGAGCACACGGUGACGCCGGCCGAGUACCUCAGCAGACACCUGGAGACACGGUUCACCAAGGCCAUCGUGGCCAUGGCAGGCUACAGCCAGGCCACGCAGGAAGUGGCUCGGCCCUCGGAGGUGCUGGUGGGGCUCAGCGCCUACAUGACCUUCAUCCAGUCACUGGAGCAGUUUGUGGGCGUGGACACGGGGCGCAUCAUCCGCAACGUCCUCCUGCAGCAGACGCAGCCCCGCGAUGCCUCGGGUGAGCAGACGCUCACCACCAUCUACACCAACUGGUACCUGGAGGCGCUGCUGCGGCAGGCCAGCAUGGGGGCCAUCGUCCUGGCACCCGCCCUGCAGGCCUUCGCCACGGUGCCCCGCGAGGGCGAGCCGCCCUUCAGCGCCGCCGAGUUCUCCGACGUCUCUGAGAUGCGGGCGCUGGCCGAGCUCCUCGGUCCAUACGGCAUGAAGUUCCUGAGCGACAACCUCAUGUGGCACGUGGGCUCCCAGGUCGGGGAGCUGAAGAAGUUGGUCAACGAGAACAUGGACACGCUGGUGCAGCUGCGCGCCAACUCCUCCAAGCCCGAGCAGAUGGCUGCUCUGCUGCCCCGGCUCACCUGCGCCGACAGCGUGCUCAAGCGCCUGACCAUCGUCGGCGAGAUCCUGAGCUUCCGCGCCAUGGCGCAGCAGGGCCUGCGAGAGGUCUUCUCCCACCGCUGCCCCUUCCUGGCGGGUCCCAUCGAGUGCCUGACGGACGUCGUCAACCCGGACACUGAUAUCCGGGUCACCCUGAGCAUCUUCGAGCUGGCCUCGGCCGCGGGGAUCCCGUGCGAGAUCGACCCCGCGCUGGUGAACGUCCUCGCCGGCAGCAAGACUGAUGGCUCAUCCCCGGAGGAGGACUACAAGGUGACCUGCCUGCUUCUGGUCUUCGUGGCCGUGUCCCUGCCCCUCCUGGCCUCCGACCCGGCCUCCAUCUACAACACUGAGACGGACGGUUACAACAACAACAUCCACUGCCUGGCCAAGGCCAUCAUCCACGUGUCGGCCGCGCUCUUCACCAUCCACAACAAGAACAUCGAGACCCACCUCAAGGAGUUCCUGCUGUUGGCCUCCGUGAGCCUCCUGCAGCUGGGCCAGGAGACGGACAAGCUGCGCGCCAGGAACCGCGACUCCGUCUCCCUGCUUCUGCAGCUGCUCGUGGCGGAGUCGUCCUUCCUCACGGUCGACAUGCUGGAGACCUGCUUCCCCUACGUCCUGCUCCGCAACGCCUACCGCGAGGUGUGCCGGGAAAACCUGCUCGGCAGGGUCGCCCCGCACUGAUCUGCUGCCCCCGGAGCCGACGCCGUGCCCCUGGUGCCGACGCUGUGCCCCCGGUGCCGACGCCGUGCCCCCGGUGCCGACGCCGUGCCCUCGGUGCCGACGCCGUGCCCCUGGCAGCGACUUGAUCUUCUCGACCUGCUCCGGUUUCCUGGCGCCGAUCUGGUUCCUUCGCAGCGACCCAACCUCCUCGCUCCCACCCUGGUGCCUUUGCGCUGACCCGAUCCCCUCGCACCGACCCGAUCUCCUCGCACCGACCUGGUGCUCUUGCAUAAACUUGGUGCCCUCCUACUGGCUUAGUCCCCUUGCACCAAUCUGGUCCUUUGCACUGACCUGGUUCCCUUGCACCCAUGCAGCCCCGUGGCACCGAUCUGAUCCCUUCGCACCCACACUGUCCCCUUGCACCGAUCUGCUCCCCUUGUGCUGAUGUGGUGCCCUUGCACCCAUGCCAUCCCCUUGCACCCACACAGCUCCUUUGCACCGACCUGAUUCCCUUGCACCCGUGCAGCCCCCUUGCACUGACCUGAUUCCCUUGCACCGACCUGGUCCUCUUGCACCCAUGCAGCCCCCUUGCACUGAUCUGGCCCCCUUGCACCGAUCCAGUCUCCUUGCACUGGUUCAGUCCCCUUGCACCAGUUUGGUCCCCUUGCACCAAUCUGGUCCCCUUCCACAGACCUUGUCCCCUUGCACCCAUGCAACCUCCUUGCACUGAUCCGAUCCCCUUGCACCGAUCCGAUCCUCUUGCACCGAUCUGGUCCUCUUGCACUGAACUAGUUCCCUUGUACUCACGCAACCCCCUUGCACUGAUCCGGUCCCCUUGCACGCACCCGUCCCCACCGUGGUGCCUCCCCCCCACCCCAGCCCACCUCAGCUCGCGGCCUCCUUCACUAAACGAGUUUCUCCCCAGUGA
Messenger RNA from Rhea pennata, 4300 nucleotides. It is a transcript of the gene NCKAP1L, whose product is annotated as NCK associated protein 1 like. The coding region runs from base 1 to 3393 and encodes 1130 amino acids. Gene Ontology annotation, cellular component: SCAR complex. The transcript is spliced from 31 exons. NCBI's taxonomy places the organism in Eukaryota, Metazoa, Chordata, Aves, Rheiformes, Rheidae. The record is from RefSeq and is a predicted model, not a curated record. Gene Ontology annotation, biological process: cortical actin cytoskeleton organization; cell projection assembly; cell morphogenesis.